AUGGCGUCGUUCACAGCACCGCCGGAAACGGUCUCCUUCCAGGGUCUCCUGUUUGACAUGGACGGCACCAUCAUUGAUUCGACGGCCGCGGUUGAGAAGCAUUGGCACACUGUCGGUACCGAAAUUGGUGUCGACCCUGAGGUCAUCUUGCAGACGUCUCACGGCAGACGAAGCAUUGACAUUCUCAAGAUCCUCCACCCAGAGAAAGCCAACUGGGAAUAUGUCUGCCAGAUGGAGGGUCUCAUGCCCAAGCUGUACGGCCCAGACGCAGUUGAGAUCCCCGGCGCUCGAGCCCUCCUUGAGCAACUGAUCCCCGCUGGCGCACCCUGGGCCAUUGUGACAUCGGGCACCGUUCCCCUUGUCACGGGCUGGCUCGACGUCCUGAAGUUGCCGCAUCCCGAGCAUCUGGUCACUGCCGAGUCGGUGCAGAACGGAAAGCCAGACCCAACUUGCUAUCAAAUGGGCCGCUCCAAGCUCCAGCUCGAGGAGAGCGCCAAUGUCCUGGUCUUUGAGGACAGCCCUGCAGGUAUCAAAUCUGGCAAGGACGCCGGUUGCAAAGUCAUUGGCCUGGUAACCAGCCAUACGCUGGAGCAGGUCAUUGCCGCCCAGCCAGAUUGGAUCGUCAAAGACCUAAGUUCGGUCAAAAUGUUGGAAGUCAAGAAUGGAGUCGUGACGCUGGAAAUCACAAACGCACUUACUCCUACCAACAGUUAA
Molecule: messenger RNA, 714 nt
Organism: Pestalotiopsis fici W106-1
Lineage: Eukaryota; Fungi; Ascomycota; Sordariomycetes; Amphisphaeriales; Sporocadaceae
Exons: 3
Coding region: 1-714 (237 amino acids)
Molecular function (GO): beta-phosphoglucomutase activity; sugar-phosphatase activity
Source: RefSeq, a predicted model, not a curated record